This is a messenger RNA of Asterias rubens (European starfish), 1555 nucleotides long. Its product is annotated as potassium channel subfamily K member 16-like. Lineage: Eukaryota; Metazoa; Echinodermata; Asteroidea; Forcipulatida; Asteriidae. Bases 522 to 1463 code for a protein of 313 amino acids. The transcript has 2 exons. Gene Ontology annotation, molecular function: potassium ion leak channel activity. The record is from RefSeq and is a predicted model, not a curated record. Gene Ontology annotation, cellular component: membrane. Gene Ontology annotation, biological process: stabilization of membrane potential; potassium ion transmembrane transport.
AUCCUGUUUAUUUAUUUAUUUAUUUUUAUUCUUCGAACUGUGUUAAACGUUAAACCAACGUCGAUCAGCCGAAUCAAGGACUGUGAGUAAUUUAUUCACGAUACGCAAAUCUCUACCGGACAGAGAUGCUGGUAGGGAGGGUGAUGAGACGUUUGGAAGUGGACAGCCCUACCAGUUGAACCGCUGAAAUACAGAUGCAUUUCAAUAGAUGACUGCCAUUAAUCUCGGGUCAACUUACUCUGUCAUGAUUUAUUGAAAUAACAUUGUUGUUUCCAUUGAUAAGGAUCGAAUUCGGGGACUUCAUCUUCUCAUCAAAGUUCCACAACCAAGAAGAGGAGCGACAUAAUGGGAUUGAUACGGCAAGACAACUAACUGUCAAUGGACCAAACAACUCCUUGGUGAAAACGCCCACCGGCAUAUUUUGGGGGUUUUCUCCGAAGAAAAGAAAAUGGCCGUCAGGUGCCAAUGACGUACGCGUUCCUGUGUGAGAUUCGAAUGUUGCUGUAUUCUAAUCCCGUAUCAUGAAGCUCUGGAAGAAGUCAGUGGUUCUCAUCAUAGCCCUGUUCAUCUACCUUUUCCUCGGUGCCUUGAUAUUCAAAAUUCUGGAGAGCCACAGCAAUGAACUCGCCCAGCAGAACUUCUUAGACGCCAUUCAGGACUUCCUGGAUAACCACACCUGCGUCUCCCAAGACGAACUCCGUGUUUUGUUUGAGGCGGUGGAGAAAGCUCUAAGAGGUGGGGCUUUCAAGAUAGAUAAUGACCCUGACAAUGAUGAUAACCUGGUGGUUUGGGAUUUCCCCGGUGCCGUCUUCUUUACAACUACCGUCGUGACCACUAUAGGCUACGGCAAUCUGGCACCGAAAACCUCGCUCGGACGUGUUGUGUGCAUGUUUUAUGCAGUGGUAGGGAUUCCACUCACUUAUUGGUUACUAUCAGCAGUAGGUGAUACGUUCCAGGGCUGUUGGCGGCCGUGUCAUGGCCUUAUCAGACGGUGUACGAAGAACAUCAAAAACAACGCUCUUCGCACCACCCUAGAAGUAGCCAUGAUAGGGACAGUAUUGUACGUCAUUCUAGUGGCGCUGCCAGCUCUCCUCUUCAGUUACCUGGAAAAUUGGAACUUUUUCCAGAGUCAGUACUUCUGUUUUAUCUCCUUGAGUACAAUAGGAUUCGGUGACUUUGUGCCCGCCGAGCAGACGGACUUGUCCCCACUGUACCGGUGGGUGUACAAACUCGGCACCGUAGCUUAUCUCAUAGUCGGUCUGAGCAUUCUAUCUGUGGCCUUUAAGGGAUUCCUGAACUCGCAACAGUCAACACUUAACAAGUGGAAGGCCAAAAAGGCGGCCAAAAAGCUGAUGGAACUCCAGAAGCAACAGCCGCAGCAACAUGCUUCCCCAAGCGCUACAAUAGACACAAGUAACGGAGUGGUCAAUACAACGGCUUGCUUCGAUGACAGUUUAGACUGACAGAUUCAAAAUGAACUUAUCACAAACCGACAUCAAAGGCACUGGACACUAUUGGUAAUUACUUACUUUAUAUAAUUAUUAGCAUAAAAACU